GCGCAAACCAAAGCGCAAAAGCGAAGGUAAAGAGAGAGAAGGCUGCACCCACCCCGCUGGAUCUCUACUUCCUUUCAUUCUCCCAUACUACGUACCCUUCCAUCGAGUGAAUGCGAGCUUCGUUCAGUCUCUGGAAGAUGGCGACAGACACCGUACUCGAGGGCGUCUUCGCCAUCAACAAGCCGUAUGGCAUGAGCUCCGCGCAGGUGAUCCGCGAUUGCCAGACGCACAUGAACCCUUCGGCACUGUUUAAGCCGCUGAUUGAAAAGGACCUCGCCUCCAAGAUGCGUGAGCCCAAGGCCGAAUGGAAGCGUCGUCGGGCCGUUAAGAAGGAUUCGCGCGUGAAGAUGGGCCACGGAGGGACUCUCGACCCAUUGGCAACUGGCGUGCUCAUUCUCGGCGUCGGAUCGGGAACCAAGUCCCUCGGCUCCUUCCUCGACUGCAAGAAGACCUACGAGACGGUCGUUCUCUUCGGCGCAAGCACAGACACCUACGACCGCGUCGGCAGGAUACUGAGCAGACGGCAAUACGACGAGAUCACGAGAGACAAGGUCGAGAAGGCAUUGGGCGACUUCCGGGGCAAAUUUCAGCAGAUCCCGCCUCUGUACUCGGCCCUCAAGAUGGAGGGCAAACCCUUGUACGAGUACGCUCGUGAGGGCAAGGCCAUCCCUAGAGAAAUCGAAGGACGAGAGGUCGAGGUGACGGAGCUUGAAAUGGUCGAGUGGUACGAGCCUGGCACGCACAACUACAGAUGGCCUACGGAGGAGGCAGAGGCUGCCGAGAAGAACCUCGCCGAGCAGGUCUGGCGAGUGGAGAAGCAGCAGGGAUCCGGCCGUAAACUGACUCCCGAUGAGGAGAAGGAGGAAGAAAGGGCCCUCUCCGAGCAUGAGACUGUUAAGAAGAAGUUCGAGGAGCGCCAGGACGGCCUUAUCCGUGAUAAGCCCGCCAAGAAACAGAAGCCGCCCAAGAACCCGGCCCUUAUGUCCGGUGCCCUGGGACAGCUCCCAGCCGGCAAGGGCUCCAAUCUCAUUCCCCCGCCUCCGUCCGCCGACGAGCCGUUCCCCUGGACCGACAAGGGACCGCCCGCUGCCCGGAUCCGUAUGACAGUCACCUCUGGAUUUUACGUGCGUAGCUUCUGCCACGACCUCGGCGCCAAGGUCAAUUCGGCGGGCUUAAUGGCGGAACUGGAGCGUUCGCGACAGGGCGACUUCGAGGUCCGCACUGACAACUGUCUGGAAUACGAGGAUCUACUCAAGGGAGAGCAAGUCUGGGGUCCCAAGGUGACGCAGAUGCUGACCGCCUGGUCCGAGAAGUACCCCAACGGAGCGCCCCAGGUGCCCCAGAGGCGACAGAACAACCAGGAGCGACAGAACCAGAGCCGCAAGCAGGACAGAAAGCGCAAAUGGGAGGACAACAAGAAGUUAGACAAGAGCGACGAAAAUGGCAGGAAGAGAAGAAACUCCAGCUCGGGAGAUGAGGCGCCUGCCUCCAAGGUUGCAAGGACGGAGGAGUCUAAGGGGUCGCCCAAGACAUCACCCAAAGGUUCGCUCCAGUCUUUCCCAAAGGGUUCUCCCAAGGUGAAGGCAGCUGACACAAAGAAGAAACUGAAGCCUGAAGAAAUCGAAUGGGAGGGCUUCCAGGACUAACUUAGCCUGGGGCUUUGACGGAUGAAAGAUGCGCACGUGGACGACGAAGACAGUGGUACUAAAACAAAACAUUCGAGCUGCUCGACUGUAACUGGGACAAGGGCAUGGCGUACGGAGGCUCCAUUUAGUAUGACCCGAAAAGCAUUGCGGACAGGCUUGGGGCAGUAUUCGCCGACACCAAGAGGGAAAGAGAAAAGGAAAGAGACAAAGAAAGAAAGGGUUUGCUUGUUGUUGAUCGGCUGAUCGUCGAUAGAUGUUAAAAAGAGAAUGUGUUACAGGU
Messenger RNA from Colletotrichum navitas, 1926 nucleotides. Its product is annotated as trub family pseudouridylate synthase. The record is from RefSeq and is a predicted model, not a curated record. The transcript is spliced from 2 exons. Gene Ontology annotation, molecular function: RNA binding; pseudouridine synthase activity. Gene Ontology annotation, cellular component: mitochondrion. Lineage: Eukaryota; Fungi; Ascomycota; Sordariomycetes; Glomerellales; Glomerellaceae. The coding region runs from base 111 to 1646 and encodes 511 amino acids. Gene Ontology annotation, biological process: mRNA pseudouridine synthesis; tRNA modification.